AUGGAACGAGGAGGGCCGGGGGAAAGCGGCAAGGCCGGGGGCGACGGGGAGACGGAACCGGGGAAAGGGGUCAGCCGGGAGGGUGUGGAGGAAAAUCCGAGAAGGGAGGGCGAGCCAGGCCGGGGUUACCUGCUGGGUGUCUGUCCCCCGGCGGUGCCCCCGGAGUCCGGGGCCCUAAGGCCAAGGAAGAGAGAGGAGGGGAAAAAAGCAGGCACGGGGCUGCAACACGACUUGGGGGGUGGGGUGCGGAAUGAAUUCUGGGAACCCAAAAAGGAGAGGAAGGAAGGAACCCAAGCGUCCCGCCCUUAUCUAUUGCCCCCGGUACGGCUCCAAUCCCUGGGACUCGGGCCCCUCGGCUCCUCCUCUCCGGCUCCAGGCCUGACCUCCCAACCCACAUUUCUGACGAAGUCCCGACACGCCUCUCUGAGAUACUGUGCCUUCUCUCUCCCGGGCGAUAUCUCGGGUGGGGGGCGGGAGGUGGGCGACAGGGGCACCAGGUCCCGCGGGGCUCCGUCUCCCAUCGGCGGGACCCCCGUGCCCCAGCCGGCCGCCAGCCGGAAUCAGUCUGGGUCCCAACUCUCCUGCCCCUCCCCGCGCUGUUCCAGGGCGGAGUCUGUGGAGUUGAAAUCAGGACACGGCAAGAGGAAGAGUUAUAUAACUGGGAGAAGCGAGAAGGACGAGUGGAGACCGGGAGAGACAGCCCGAAAGGAGCCGAGGGAGCUCUACGAUGCCUCCUCCACAUUGGCUGCCGAGGCCCUGAUGUCAGGGGCAGCCGCUGGAGCGGAUUGGACGGACGCGAGAGUUGGGGAAUCUGGCUCCGGAGUCUCGCUCUCCAGUUACUCUGGCAACAGGGCAAGCAACCCCUGGGAGGGAAGCCGAGCGGGGCACAGCGCCUCGCCUGGGUCCCGCCUCCCUCCCGACACCAACCGCGGACUCGGUUUCAGUGGCAUCGCAGGUCGCUGCUCCGCUCCUUCCUCCUAG
Molecule: messenger RNA, 981 nt
Organism: Sus scrofa (pig)
Lineage: Eukaryota; Metazoa; Chordata; Mammalia; Artiodactyla; Suidae
Source: RefSeq, a predicted model, not a curated record